GCAGCCCUCCGCUAUCGCUGUCAUCUGGCUGCGUUUGCUGUCACCACUCGACCGUGGGAUCCGCUCCCAGACCUUGCUCGUCUGUUGGAAGAAUGGCAACGGCCGUGAAACUGAACACUGGUGCUGUAAUGCCCAUUGUUGGACUUGGGACAUGGAAGUCUGAACCUGGUAAGGUUACCGAAGCAGUGAAAAUAGCCAUCGCAGCAGGUUACAGGCACAUCGAUGGAGCGUAUGUCUACCACAACGAGACAGAGGUGGGAGAUGGAGUUCACGCAAUGAUCAAGGACGGUGUGGUGAAGAGAGAGGAUAUUUUCAUGGUUAGCAAGGUGUGGUGCACUUUCCAUGAGAAGCCCCUGGUGAGGAAAGCCUGUGAGAAGACUCUCCGUGAUCUUAGACUGGACUACAUAGACCUCUAUCUGGUGCACUUUCCCAUGGGCUUCCAGGCUGGUGGUGAUGACUUCCCCUUGGACAGUGAAGGACUCGCGAUCAGUGACAAUACCCACUUCCUGGAGACAUGGGAGGCAAUGGAAGAGCUCGUGGAUGCCGGCUUGGCCAAAGCUAUCGGUAUCUCCAACUUCAACAAGGCACAAAUUGAAGCCAUUCUCAACAAGCCAGGCCUCAAGUACAAGCCUGCCAACAACCAGGUGGAGUGCCACCCAUACCUGACCCAGGAGAAGCUGAUUGACUUCUGCCACUCAAAGGGCAUCUCAGUGACGGCUUACAGCCCCCUGGGCUCCCCUGAUAGACCCUGGGCUAAACCAGGAGACCCAUCACUUCUGGAGGAUCCCAGCAUUAAGGCCAUCGCCGAAAAGCACAAGAAGACAGUUGCACAGGUCCUGAUCCGCUUCCACAUCCAGAGGAACGUAGCGGUGAUCCCCAAGUCCAUCACGCCUCAUCGCAUUCAGGAGAAUUUCCAAGUGUUUGACUUUCAACUGACUGAGGGGGAGAUGAAAACUAUAUUAGGAUUCAACAGGAACUGGAGGUCCUGCCCCAUGCAUUGGGGCACGAAGCACAAGGAUUAUCCAUUCAAUGCUGAAUUCUGAAAAGAAAACAUGCUGAUUUCCCACAGUUUUACAUGGGGAGCUGGAAUUUACUUUUCUAGCAUCUUGACUGAUGGCUUUCCUGUUCUUUAGAGCAGUUUGCACUAUUUUUAUGGCCUUGCAUCUGAUUUUUAUUUUCAUGUUAUAUUUCUCGGGGGAAAAAAACUUCUUUUGUUACUCGUCUUAUCACCAAACAGUUUUAAACGCACUCCAAAGACACACGCACUCCUAUUUACACUCAAGAUACCGAGUUUCUCCAUGAUGGAUGUGGGUAUUGCUCUAGUACAACUGAGUAUUGGCGUCCUUCACUUACAAGCUAUGAAACUGUUCUGUCAGUUUCUUAGAUUGCUUGAACACAAGAAUUUAAUUGCAUUGUCGUAGUGUAAAUUCUGCUGUUUUGAUUUGUUGUCAGUAUGACAUUAAGUUACUGAAGAUCAACAAUGCGUGCCAUAUACAGAGCAAAUUUUAUAUUUUUUAACAUGAACAAUAGCUCCGAGUUAGUUUUGAAAACAGAAGGAGCAAUUUACAAGAGCAAAGAAUUAAUAAGUGUUUAGAUGUGUACUGUUACAUGUAAGAGGAAAAAACUACCUACAUUGACUUCUCAUAGCCCGACUAACAGAUUAAAUCAGUAUUUAAGUCAAAAUGUAUUUUUGUAGCUCAAAUAUGAUACAUCGUGUGAGGUAUCAUUAUUCCAAACACUCCUCAUUUAAUUAAAUCCGUUCUUCUUCCUAAUUUCUAUUAUUUAGAGGAGAGUGUCCAUGUUUAUGACAAGCAAUUGUAAACAUCAAUGAAUAUUUAUUACCCUCCUGUAAGGCAGGAAAUUGAAUUUGGCAAGGAGACAAAGGCAGAACAGUCUCACGUGUGAGUCAGCAGAAAGAUCUUAGAUCAAAGUUAAUGUCAUAAAGUGGAAGGAGAGAGUGUGAGAGUUUAACCAAAAAAUAUUAGGUCAAACAGCUAAAACGUACUGUGGUGUAUAGUUGUAGUUUUAUUUGUUAGUUACAUGAUAGGAUUCAUAGUAAAGGUAAGUUUAUUCCAGCAAAUUUCUAAAAGGCAGUAAAGUAAAAGUGUUUCAACACAAGGAAAUAAAAACAUCAAGAAAUGCAGCAUAGGUUCAGAGUUUAGACAGUAUAAAUGUGCAAUGAAAAAGGGCUAAAAAAGAAUGAAUAAUGGACUGAAAUUAGGUUAAAUAUCAGCAGAUUUGCAGCCCUGUUUACUCUAACCUUUGAAUCAGAGUUUACCUUCUAAUCUCAUGUUUGCAAAUGCUGUAGCUUCCAUAAAAGGCCCAUAUUCCCAAAAAUAUUUAUACUACCUGUUUUGUAUAGUGCUGUAUGGUAUGAAUUUGCAAAUUUGGUCCUCGAACAACUGUCUUGAAAUUUUCUGUAAAAUCCUUCCAAACAUUUGUGCCUAACCAUCUUUGUAAACUUACUUUGCCACAAGUAACAAGCGACUGCUUAAGUAGCUACAUAGCAUUUUAUAGUGAUCACUCCCGUUUAUCCUAUGUAAACCUACAACCACUCUAAUAUAAUGAAAACUGGAUAAGCACAUUAGGCAGGUUAUUUUGGUAACAACAUGUAUAAUGUGAAUAAAAAGAGUGUAUGCAAAGCAGAAACUGCAGUUUACUGUCUGAUGAGUUAGUAUUCUGCAUUCAGGGGGAAGUCUUUGUGUUUUGAGGCCCUGUAGGUGAAAGAAGAAGGUUAAGAUGGUUUACCUGAUGACAAUGUAAUAUGUUUUUCCCCUUUCCCCGUCAUCUGCCUAUGUACUCACCAUUGUACAGGGAAUCCUCUCCAAUUCUUGUUCAAGCUCAGCAUGGUCUUCAUGUCUUCUUCAUUCAGCUCAAAGUCAGACAACUGAGAAGAGAAAGGAGAGCUAAGCAACUAUAAAGCACAUAAUCAGAAAUUCAAAAAUCUGGAACCUGUAGAUGGGAAUCAUCCUGUAUGAAAACAUUAGAUGAGCAGAACAGACUCAGCUUCUGAGGUUUUAAGAUUGACGUACCUGGAAAUUUUCCUUGAUUCGACUGGGUGUUACCGACUUUGCAAUGACAAUUACGUUCCUCUGGAUGUGGAACCUGAUGAGAACCUGGUAGGAAAACAGAUCACGAGUGCAAAAUAUUUUCUGAGUGUUAUUCAGGAAUCUUCCUGCAUCUUUGCGUGACCACAUUUUUGGUGAAUCACCAACCAUAAGAACAAUACUGUACUGUUUCUUUGGAGUUUUGUAACAAGCCUUUUGAUCCACCAUGUGACAGUGACUUGUUGACCUCUGUUAUUUAACUUUUGACAGUAAACAUUGCAUCAUUUUAGACAAAGCCGUUAUGGCCAGUUUGUGUGUCUCCUGACUGCACCUGCUGUCCGAAACACACAUCA
Toxotes jaculatrix (banded archerfish) is the source of this 3400-nucleotide messenger RNA. Its product is annotated as aldo-keto reductase family 1 member B10-like. Gene Ontology annotation, molecular function: aldose reductase (NADPH) activity. Gene Ontology annotation, cellular component: cytosol. The transcript has 10 exons. Lineage: Eukaryota; Metazoa; Chordata; Actinopteri; Toxotidae. Bases 93 to 1043 code for a protein of 316 amino acids. The record is from RefSeq and is a predicted model, not a curated record.